This is a messenger RNA of Corylus avellana, 555 nucleotides long. Lineage: Eukaryota; Viridiplantae; Streptophyta; Magnoliopsida; Fagales; Betulaceae. The record is from RefSeq and is a predicted model, not a curated record.
AUGAAGGAUGUCUAUUUACAUAGGAAGAUAUCUAAGAUCAUUUCCUUUUUGUGUUUUAUCAAUUACCUUGUGUUUUUUUGUCCUUCUUUUUAUAACUUUUUUGAGCUCUCUCUCUCUCUGUGUGCAGAUGAAUCUUUGGUUUCUGCAGCAUCUCCAGCAGCAGAACCCAGGUCACCUUCUCAGGGUGUGGGUCUUAUCCAGGCUGAUGGAAGUGGAGAUUGCAUGAACUUGUUAUCAUAUCCAUAUGAACGGUUGAAAGUGAUUUCUAGUGACCCGGUAGCAGGAAUAGAUGUAACUAAAAGAGAGGCAUAUUUAUCCGACGAGGAGUUUCUAGAAAAAUUCGGAAUGACGAAACGAGCUUUCUACGGGCUUCCUAAAUGGAGACAGAACAAGCUAAAGAUGUCUCUUGAUCUAUUUUAGGGCAUGCUGUCAUGAGACUAAAGCUAGAUGAUGAUCUCAACUCAUGAUAUUUUUCCGUUGUCGAGUAUCAACAGAUUUUUCUUCUUAGAUAGAAAUCCUUGAUUAAAGAUUUGGCCAAAAAGUUUAAUUUGUCAU